This is a messenger RNA of Fundulus heteroclitus (mummichog), 1074 nucleotides long. RefSeq names its product nucleolar transcription factor 1. The transcript is spliced from 10 exons. The coding region runs from base 211 to 1074 and encodes 287 amino acids. Lineage: Eukaryota; Metazoa; Chordata; Actinopteri; Cyprinodontiformes; Fundulidae. The record is from RefSeq and is a predicted model, not a curated record.
AAAGGGUUCCGCCCACGAGCAAUGGAGACAUCCGGAUGUUGUUUCAAAACAGCAACAAACGCCAUGUGGUCGAGUUCAGAUUUUCUGGGCUUUUUUAGAUUGAGAAAUUAGUCUGCUACGGAAGUUUGCUUCCAAGUGACGUCUUUUAACAAGUCUAUUUCUUCGAAACUCUAAAAAGCCGUAAAAAGGAGAUACGUUUCGGGUUUGGAAAUGAGUGAAACAGAAAUGGACGACGGACAAUCUGGAUGGACCACAGCAGACGUCCUGAAGCUGAUCGGUGCCAUAAGGAGCAGCGUCCCGGAGAAGGAGAAGACGCGGGGUUAUCGAAAUGGACUCUCCGCGGUAGACUGGGAUGAAGUAGCGUUCCCUCCCUUUUCUCCGGAGGAUUGCCAAGAAAAGUGGACAAGUAUAAUGGCAAAGAUGCGCAAGUUUCGGAGUCUCCCAGAGCUCAUUGUCGAAGCUGAACAUGUCAUUUCCAAUCCUCUCCGUCACAAAAAGAUCCACCCAGAGCUCCCAAAAUGUCCCUCUCCUCCAAGAACGGCUUAUAUCCGGAGGAACUUUUCCACAUUUAAAAAACAGCACCCAGGCCUGACCAUAGACAAGAUCAGGAAAAUAGCUGACAAGAAGUACGAUGAGCUUCCAGAUGAAGAGAAGGCUGAAUAUGAGCAGGAGCACGCCCGCCGGCGCAAGGAAUACGAGAGGAGGAUGCAGGACUUUUGUAAGAAUAACAAACUACCUGAGACUCGGACAACGGAACGGAAAAAGAGAGUCCCUGUAAAUGAAGAUGAAGGCCUGCCGGAGCAGCCACCUAUAAACGGUCUCACUCUGUUCAGCAAGGAUUGUGCUAAAGCAGCUAGAGGCUCACAUGGAGCCGGGUUUUGGAAGGUUGUGGGCCAGCGCUGGAAAGAACUGAGUGAAAGAGAGAGAAUGAAGUACAACACACGCUGUAGAGAGAUGAAGGAGGAGUAUAAUGCCAAGCUGACGGAGUAUCUGGAUAGGUUUGAUGACGCAGAGAAGCAGCGGAUCAUUGAAGAGAACGGCAUCAGAUUACCAAAAAAGCCUUUGGUAAGAUGA